Molecule: messenger RNA, 4315 nt
Organism: Eleginops maclovinus (Patagonian blennie)
Lineage: Eukaryota; Metazoa; Chordata; Actinopteri; Perciformes; Eleginopidae
Gene: e2f7
Product: E2F transcription factor 7
Biological process (GO): regulation of transcription by RNA polymerase II
Cellular component (GO): RNA polymerase II transcription regulator complex
Molecular function (GO): RNA polymerase II cis-regulatory region sequence-specific DNA binding; DNA-binding transcription factor activity, RNA polymerase II-specific
Source: RefSeq, a predicted model, not a curated record
CUGAAGUCUCCCCGGGACAGUGAACUGAGUUUCCGGAGAGAGGUGCUAAGAAACGGACUGACCAGGACUUAAAGCUUAUUUAAAGAGGGAAACUGAGCUACUAUGUUAUAGUCUGAGGAAUCUACGAACUGACAAGUCUGUAAAUAAACCGGAUACUGAGUUACAUUGGGGUAUUUCAUUCAUUCAGCAGCAGAAAAAGAUUUCCCAGAUGGAAGUUGAAUGCCUGGCACUGAAAGACCUCACAAGUCCCAGAAAAAGUUCCCCGGUGGUGGAGGACGAUGGCUGCCACAGUGAGCAAAAGGAAAACAUCUGCACAGAUCGGAGGAGAUCCACGCCGCUGAAAUCCGCCGAGCCGCCCAUCCCCACGUCGCUGAAAAGCAGAAAAGGUGUCGCUCCCCCCGACCACAUCACCCCCAUCAAACAGGCGUCCCUCUCGGAGCCCUGGACACCCACGGCCAACCUGAAGAUGCUGAUCAGCGCCGCCAGUCCAGACAUCCGGGACCGGGAGAUGAAAAAGGUGCUGUUCAGACCCAUCGAGAACGAGAGGGAGACGCCGGUGGAGGAGGAGGCGGAGCUGGAGGACUCUCAGUUUGAAGCCGUGGAGGAAGAGGAGGACGCAGACAAAAAGCCCAGCAGGAAGCAGAAGAGUCUGGGUCUGCUGUGCCAGAAGUUCCUGGCUCUCUACCCUGACUACCCCCCCCUGCACAGCCCCAUCUGGAUCUCCCUGGACGAGGUGGCGACAAGUCUCGGCGUGGAGCGGCGGCGCAUCUACGACAUCGUCAACGUGCUGGAGUCGCUCACCAUCGUGGGCCGGAUAGCGAAGAACAGCUACACCUGGUACGGCCGUCUGCGACUGGAGGAGACGCUGGAGGAGCUGCAGCAGAGAGGGAGGCAGCAGGGGUACCACCUCCACGUGGAUCAACCCACCGAGGUCCGGGGGGACAGCGUAGGGCGGGAGGACGACGGGGCGGAGGGAGAUGCUGGCACCGCCGGCGGAAACAGGAAGGACAAGUCCCUGCGCAUCAUGAGCCAGAAGUUCGUCAUGCUGUUCCUCGUGUCCAAAACUCAGACGGUCACUCUGGACGCCGCCGCCAAGAUCCUCAUCGAGGACAGCCAGGACUCAUCGAGCCACAGCAAGUACAAAACUAAGGUGCGCCGGCUGUACGACAUCGCCAACGUGCUGACCAGCCUCGGCCUCAUCAAGAAGGUCCACGUGCGCGAGGAGCGAGGCAGGAAGCCCGCCUUCAAGUGGCUCGGCCAGGUGGAGUUCAAGAGCACCGGAAACCCCGUAAACCCACCGAUGGUCCCUGAAGCCUCACAGCCGGCCGCAGGUCAGGACCUCCGGAGGACCAAGAUGGCCCGACACGCCUCCUUCAACGUCACCCCCACCUCUGUGGCGGUGCAGCGGAGAGUCAACUCGGCCCCCAGCAGCCCCCGGCAACACCUCCCAGGUUUAGCGUUCCAGCCUGUGGAUUAUUCCAGAAAGACGAACAGCAACCCUGCAGUGUGUCGCCUGCAGUUUGGAAACAGCACUGAGAUCCGUCCAGCCUGCAUCAGCAGCAGACCGUCCUCCCCCCCGUCCCCUCACCCAGAACAGCUCCUCCCCUCCUCGCCCCCACCCCCACAGUGCCUGGCCUACCUGCCCAGCCUCUCUCAGCCCUCCCUGGUGAUGCUGUACCGCCCGGAGUCCGAGGAGAGCCGAAAGAGGAGGAGGCGGGAGGAAGAGGAGGAGGAGGGGGAAGUGAUGAAGAAGAAGGGGAGGUUAGAGGAAGAGAUGAGAGCCUCGCCUCGCAGUGAAGCAGCAGAAUCGACCCGCAUCGAGACCCCCGACCGGCCGGCGGGACAGGAGCCGGCGCAGCCUUCACACUACCUCUACGUGCCCAACAACGCAGGUCUGAACAGCCUGAACUUCCUGCUCUCUGCCAAUAAGUCCCUCCCCCCCAGCGGCGUCCACGCCCUGGCUCUCCCCUACGUCCUUGUCCCCUCCUCGGCCCUCUCUCACUACCCCCUGCUGGCCGGCGGCUCCGAGGACCCGAGCAAAGUGAACUUCAGCCUCCCUGCUGUGAUGUCCCCGGCUCACUUCAUGGUGGGGGGCGGGGCGCCGUACGGGCUGGCGGAGGUCGGCUGGUCACCGCUGACGUCGCCCUCCACUCCUGAGCAGACCCGGCCGUGGGGGGGCGCUCCACACUCUCCGUCGGGACAGAGGCACACCCUGAACAUCAGCACAGCAGAACCACUGACUCCUCACACCCCGAAGGAAACCCCAACAUCUGCCUCCAAGGCCUUCUUCCAGACGCCAGGGACUCUGGGAAAUGUAGUCAGCGCCGCGCCGGUCGCCAGGAAACGAGGCUCGGCUCAGAGGAGGCUGGACGUGGGACACCCUCCAGCCAGCUAGACCAAUCACCACUCAGGGGUUAAUCCUUCAAAAAAUGCUUUCCAACCAUUUGUGAUUUUAAGCUAAUUAUCAGAGAGCAUGCUGGGUACUUCAUUCUGCAGUGAGUGAAGCAUUAUUGCCAAAAUCACAGUGCCCUCCUGUGGUGGGAGUGUGUCACUGCGCAAUUAUAUUUUUAAGCCUUUAUUCCCCCCCUCCCACUUAUGAUUAUACGCCCAAUUGCUAUUUAUUAAUUUGCUGAUAUGUGUGGAUUACAGGGACUGUAAUGGAACAUUUUAUUAAGCGAUAUCUGACACAACGUCUGAGUAAUUAGGAGAUGAUUGUUGUUCGUUUGGCCUCGUCAGCUCGAGGUAUGAGAGGAAAUCUAUCGGCUGCAGAAAUACAAAUUAACACGGGAGGAAAUCACUACAGCCUCAAAGUGUCAGGGCCAGGCGUGGAAUUUCCUCAUUUUAGGGGCAAAGCCAUUUGGCCUUUUGUGUCACAAAUUGUUUUAGGGCUCAAAGGCCGUUUAGGGAGAAAUUAGGAUUUGGAACUUACAAAUAAACAACUUCACUUUCUGAUAAUAAAAACACGAAUGACAUGGAAAACAAAUGACUGUUUUACUACACUGCGCAUUGAAUAGAGUAGUUUUUCAUUCAAUGUGUGCGGCCCAAAUAAAUCACAAGAGGAGCAAAGCGCUCUCAGCCCCACUGACACAUCAUCUCAUAGGUCAGAGCUGAUUGGCUGUAAGUGUGUGUGCGAAAAGUGUAGUUAUGCAGAGGAGAGGAGAGGGCUUAGACUACAUCACCAGCAGUAAAUAAUACAGACAGAACAUGAAAGAAGUUGACCAUCUACUGGAGCUUUGGUGAGCGGAAGUAUAGGUUAUGGAUCGAUUGUUUUCCUACAGUCUGGUGUUUUCAUGCUGAGGCUUCAGGGUUGUUGUUGUUAUUGCUGAGUUUUGCUUUGUGAUAGCGCUCUUCACUCCAUGUAUUAAGGUACAAAAAGCCUUUAUAUAUCCAAGUUGUUCGUGCCCCACCAGUUUUGUACAUAUAAAAACGCCACUGGGUGAGGAGAAGGGAGGUUCCCAAAGAGAGAGAGACGGGGGAAUGCUAUGGGAGAGCUAACGGUAUGUGUGUGUGUGUGUGUGAUAAUUAUCGUUCUUGUUUGUUGUUCUGCCGUGGUUCCGGACGACAGUAACCCGUCUCAGAAGUGAAUAAACUCACGGACAAAAAGAGACACGAGGUUUUCUUACAGCGAGACGCUACGAUGAUGAUUGAAUGAUGCGAUGAUGACACGUGAGGUGCUCUCAACCAAUCCACGCUACAAGGACUAAUGCAGUUCAGAGCCCAGACACACGCUCCGACACUUUUAAAGCAACUUCGAGAUUUUAACAGAAUCAGGGCACAACGGCCAUGGUGUCCGUAGGACGUACAAUUAUUUUCAGGGCAUCACGGCCAGACCGAGGGGCAAUGAAGGCCAGGGCCGUCGUGGCCGCCGUGAAAUUCCCACGCUGAUCAGGACUCUUUGACGCACAGCAGACGCAUUAAAGACAAAUGUUCUUGGUUCUCAGGUACUUGAAUACUUCACAACAUGUGGAUUCAGGAGCGAUAUCAGAGUACUGUAAAGACUGUUAGAAUUCAUCCAGGGAAAGUCGUCGGUCGGACACAUCUGGGACAUUUUGGUCUCACAUAAAAGGACAAAACUCGGAUGCUUUGAAGACCACAUAAUCCCCCGUGUAUUCAUUCAUGUGCAUUGUUAUGUCGGUAAUUAUAUUCCCCUUUAUCCCACCCCCCACAUGCAGGAUGAUACAUGCUGUGUAUGAAAUGAUGAUGUUUGCACUGCUAGAUUUAGUGGUUUUGUGUCUCGAAUUUGUACAAAAGCCGCAGCUGUAGGUGUGAGCUCUUCUGAACCACUUUCACAAACUCAUUAAAAUGUGUGAUGUGA